AUGGCGGACAGCGCCAGCGAGAGCGACACGGACGGCGCCGGCGGCAGCGGCGGGGGCGGCGGCCCGGUGGGGCCGCUGACGGCGGGCGGCCCGACGGCGGGGCCCGGCUCCGGGGCGGCGGGCGGCGGCUCGGGGAGCAAGGCGGGCGGGAUCGUGAUCUCGCCGUUCCGGCUGGAAGAGCUGACGAACCGCUUGGCCUCGCUGCAGCAGGAGAACAAGGUGCUGAAGAUCGAGCUGGAGACCUACAAGCUCAAGUGCAAAGCGCUGCAGGAGGAGAACCGCGACCUGCGCAAGGCCAGCGUCACCAUCCAAGCAAGGGCAGAGCAGGAAGAGGAAUUCAUCAGUAAUACUCUAUUUAAGAAGAUUCAAGCUCUGCAAAAAGAAAAAGAAACACUUGCAGUAAACUAUGAAAAGGAAGAGGAAUUCCUCACUAACGAGCUCUCAAGAAAACUGAUGCAGCUGCAGCAUGAGAAAGCUGAACUGGAGCAGCAUUUAGAGCAGGAACAGGAAUUUCAAGUGAACAAACUCAUGAAGAAGAUUAAAAAACUGGAAAAUGAUACAAUUUCAAAGCAGCUUACUCUGGAGCAGCUAAGACGUGAGAAGAUUGACCUUGAAAAUACUUUGGAACAAGAACAAGAAGCACUAGUGAAUCGUCUCUGGAAGAGGAUGGAUAAGCUUGAAGCAGAAAAACGAAUUUUGCAGGAGAAAUUAGACCAGCCGGUAUCUGCCCCACCAUCACCCAGAGACAUAUCAAUGGAGAUAGAUUCUCCAGAAAAUAUGAUGAGACAUAUCAGAUUCUUGAAGAAUGAAGUGGAGAGAUUAAAGAAACAACUGAGGGCUGCACAGUUACAGCAUUCAGAGAAGAUGGCACAAUAUUUAGAAGAGGAGCGACAUAUGAGAGAAGAAAACUUGAGACUUCAAAGAAAAUUACAGAGGGAAAUGGAACGCAGGGAAGCGCUUUGCAGGCAACUGUCAGAAAGUGAAUCCAGCUUAGAAAUGGAUGAUGAAAGAUAUUUUAAUGAGAUGUCUGCACAAGGAUUAAGACCUCGCACUGUGUCCAGUCCUAUCCCUUAUACACCCUCACCAAGUUCUAGCAGACCUAUAUCACCUGGUCUGUCGUAUGCAAGUCACACGGUUGGUUUCACACCACCAACUUCACUGACUAGAGCUGGAAUGUCUUACUACAAUUCCCCAGGCCUUCAUGUACAACAUAUGGGACCAUCCCAUGGCAUUACAAGGCCUUCACCACGAAGAAGUAACAGCCCUGACAAAUUUAAACGUCCCACUCCUCCUCCUUCUCCAAACACGCAGACCCCAGUGCAGCCACCUCCGCCACCACCUCCACCACCUGUGCAACCUACGGUCCAAUCCGCAGCAUCGCAGGCAGCCACUUUUCAACAUUCAGUGCAUCCCUCCUCUCAGCCUUAGUGCAUGUGCUCAGCAGUCUGUCUGUCAGAAGUGGACUCA
Molecule: messenger RNA, 1467 nt
Organism: Indicator indicator
Lineage: Eukaryota; Metazoa; Chordata; Aves; Piciformes; Indicatoridae
Gene: CCDC6
Product: coiled-coil domain containing 6
Exons: 9
Coding region: 1-1428 (475 amino acids)
Source: RefSeq, a predicted model, not a curated record